This is a messenger RNA of Phragmites australis (common reed), 3451 nucleotides long. Its product is annotated as polyribonucleotide nucleotidyltransferase 2, mitochondrial. The transcript is spliced from 16 exons. NCBI's taxonomy places the organism in Eukaryota, Viridiplantae, Streptophyta, Magnoliopsida, Poales, Poaceae. Gene Ontology annotation, molecular function: RNA binding; 3'-5'-RNA exonuclease activity; polyribonucleotide nucleotidyltransferase activity. The coding region runs from base 103 to 3048 and encodes 981 amino acids. The record is from RefSeq and is a predicted model, not a curated record. Gene Ontology annotation, cellular component: chloroplast stroma; cytosol; mitochondrion. Gene Ontology annotation, biological process: mitochondrial RNA 3'-end processing; mitochondrial mRNA catabolic process.
UCCGCCGCACCCAAGGCGGAGACGGCGAGACCCAACCAUUUUCUCUCUUAAACCCUAACCAAAACCCUCUCCUGCUCCUGCCCCCGCUCGCCGCCCGCCACCAUGUCGAUGGCGCUGGCCUCCCUCCGCUUCCUCACGCGCCGGCGCCACCGCCUCCGCCUGCCCGCGCCGUUCGCGGUACCCGGCGACCGCGCGGCAUUCCUCUCCGGCGCGGCCGAGGAGGAGGCCGCUGCGGACGCGCCGCGGCCGCCGCCGCAGCCGGGGCGGAAGGUGCUGGAGAGCUUCCGCGAGGAGUUCGAGAUCGGGGGUCGCACCAUAGCCUUCGAGACCGGCAAGGUGGCGCGUUUCGCGAACGGCUCCGUGGUGAUCUCCAUGGACGACACUCACGUCCUCGCCACCGUCGCCGCCGCCAAGUCCUCCGAGCCCGUCCGGGACUUCCUCCCAUUAACUGUUGAUUAUCAAGAGAAACAAUAUGCUCAAGGUGUUAUUCCCACAACAUAUAUGCGCAGGGAAGGUGCCCCUAAGGAAAGAGAACUUCUGUGUGGGCGUAUAAUUGAUCGACCAAUAAGACCAUUGUUUCCUCCUGGAUUUUACCAUGAAGUUCAGAUCAUGGUAAAUGUUCUUUCCUCAGAUGGAAAGCAAGAUCCAGAUGUGAUGGCUGCAAAUGCCUCUUCAGCUGCACUGAUGCUAUCUGAUAUACCCUGGAAUGGUCCCAUUGGAGUAAUACGUGUUGGGAGAAUUGAUGGAAACUUUGUUUUGAAUCCAACAGUGGAUGAGUUAGGUUUGAGUGAUCUCAAUCUUGUUUAUGCAUGUUCACGAGAUGAAACUUUAAUGAUAGACGUACAAGCUCGUGAAAUAACUGAAAGGGAUCUUAAGGCAGGAAUGAAGCGUGCACAUUCUGAGGCAGUUCAAUGUAUCGACCCUCAAAUCAGAUUGGCCAAGCGAGCUGGCAAAGAGAAGAAAGAAUACAAGAUAUCACUGAUUUCAGAUCAAUCGUAUGAGAAAAUUAGAACAUUAUCAGAAGCACCCAUUGAGGAAGUCUUCACUGAUUCAGCAUAUGGCAAGUUUGAGCGAGGAGAAGCCUUAGAAAAAAUCACACAAUCUGUGAAAGCAAAGCUUGAAGAAGAGAAUGAUGAGGACAGCCUGAAGUUUCUUUCCAAGGCAGUUGACACAGUGAGAAAACAGGUUAUACGUAAAAGAAUAAUUGAGAAGGGACUUAGAGUGGAUGGUAGACAACUUGAUGAAGUGAGGCCAUUGUAUUGCGAAUCCAGCGCAUAUCCAAUAUUGCAUGGCUCUGCCCUGUUUUCGCGUGGGGAUACGCAGGUUUUAUGUACAGUUACCCUUGGUACUCCUGGUGAUGCUCAGCGAUUGGAUUCAAUUGUUGGCCCUCCAACAAAGCGUUUCAUGCUCCACUAUAGCUUUCCACCAUUUUCAAUAAAUGAAGUUGCUAAACGUGGGGGUUUGAAUCGACGGGAAGUUGGACAUGGCACUCUUGCAGAGAAAGCAUUGCUUGCUGUGCUUCCUCCAGAAAGUGAUUUUCCUUAUACUGUUCGGGUAAAUUCGGAAGUCAUGGCCUCUGAUGGUUCAACAUCAAUGGCAUCAGUAUGUGGAGGAAGCAUGGCUUUAAUGGAUGCUGGGAUACCUGUAAGGGAACAUGUUGCUGGUGUUUCAGUAGGUCUUGUCAGUCAAGUAGACCCAACGACUGGACAUAUUUCUAAUUAUCGCAUAUUAACGGAUAUUUUGGGCCUUGAAGAUCACUUGGGUGACAUGGACUUCAAAAUUGCAGGAACAAGGAAAGGUAUUACUGCUAUUCAGCUGGAUAUAAAACCUGCUGGAAUACCAUUGCAUAUAAUAUGUGAAAGUUUAGAGCCUGCACGAAAGGCUCGAAAUCAAAUCCUUGACUGCAUGGACCAGGAAAUAAGUACUGCACGUGCUAUUAAUGAUGGAAGUGCCCCUCGAUUAGCUACACUUAGCUUCAGCAGUGAUUCUCUUAGGAAAUUGCUUUUCCACAGGAAAAAAAUUGAGCAAGAAACAGGUGCACGGGUAUCAGUCAGUGAUGGUACAGUCACUAUUGUUGCUAAAACCCAACCAGUUAUGGAUAAAGCUAUCGAGAAGGUUGAAUUCCUUGUGGGCCGUGAAAUUGAAGUUGGCCGGACAUACAAAGGAAUUGUUUCCUCAAUCAAGGAGUAUGGCGCUUUUGUGGAGUUCAAUGGUGGACAACAAGGCCUACUUCAUAUUUCUGAGUUGUCACAUGAACCGGUAUCAAAAGUCUCAGAUGUUGUAUCUGUUGGCCAAAUGCUCUCUUUGAGAUGUAUUGGACAGGAUGUGAGGGGUAACAUUAAACUUUCACUUAAAUCAACCUUACCCCAUCUGUGUAACAAGAAGGAUUUGGAAAGUAAAGAUUCUGAUCCUUUGCCAAGACAAGAAGUUGUUGGUUGGGCUGCUGUAGAGAACAUGCCCAGCGUGGAUGCUGGUGCUGAGCCAUCCAGUAGCAAACAUGAAGAUGGCACUGCUGAGGAGGCACCUGCAUUUUCUACUCCUUCAGUUAUAAUUCGAAGCGCUGCUGACUGUGAUGCCCAAGACGUUGCGAAUGGUCGUAAGAAGCAGACAAUGGUUGCGAAGUCAUCUCCUAGGCCAUUUAAACCAGCCAGCGGACGUCAGGAGGUUAGGAUAGCUACAGCUAAGAAAGCCUCAGGCGCAUCAACUCCCAAGAAAACUAAGAAGGUAAAGGCUGAGAAAUCUGGGAGUAACGGGCUGGAAGCUAGUGUGUCAGAGGUUCCAGAACAGGAUGCUAGCAACACUCUGGACCUGGAGUAUUCGAGCCCCACAAAGUUCCGAACUGGGUCUAUGAAGUUGGGUGACGUAGUUACAGCAAAGGUCUACCAGGUCCGAGCCUAUGGACUAGUACUUGAGUUGAGUGAUGGAGUGCGCGGCAUGCAUAAAUUUGAGGCAAAUGGCCAAAAGGAUUUUGAGAUUGGGCAGGAACUGAUUGCGAAAUGUGCAAGUUUCAACGCGAAGGGAAUUCCGGUCUUCUCAUUGCUGGACUAGUACGUAGCCAUUUGGAAGUGGGUAAGGGCCUCUCGCUGGAGGAUUACACAGAACCUGUACAUGUGUAGCAGCUAGUCCAACUUGAGGAACAUGGGAAUUAGUUAAGCUCCCUCGACUUCUGUCAGAAGGCUAACAAAGUUUUGUUCUUUUGCGGCGGUUAUGAGCAUUGUUGUCCUGAUUUAUUGUUGCCCAUCGAGCAUGCAACCAUGCAUGGAGCGGAGGUAAAAUUUGGUCCAGCGAUUCAUAUGAAAGUGUAGAGCGUACGAGCGGUACUAUCACGUGGUAUCCAAAGCGUGCUGCAGCAUUUGUAUAUUAUUGACGUAAUGUUGCUUAUUUAUUGGUUGAAAUAAUCUGAACGAUCAGUACCAGUUGUAACACGCACUGAAGCAGUGUUAUGCCCGUC